AUGCAAAACCAAUCCGAACCCAAACCGUCAACACGUAACCCCUCGAAGUGUCCCAUCAUCCGUUGUCCCACGGUGCUUUCGGAAACGGCUCUCCUGGAUCACCUGCUGACCGAACAUAAGAACAUUGACCUGAAGCCAGUGGAAGCCGGUGAGAAAGCCGUCCUUUCCUUCCAGGAGUCCAUCUUUCCACAUGGUCAACCAAUUUGUAUGGGUCUUGUGCUGUACGGCGGAAAAGAUGAACGGUCCAGACCAACUCAAAUGGGAUUUUCCCAAAGGAACUCCAUCCUUUCGUCAAACAACCUUGUCUACGAGAAUCAUUUUCCGGUACUGGUCAUGGGUUGCAAGACUCACCUGACGGAUAUGUUGGCAGACGAUGAGAUACCGGCGGAGAUCUACAACGACAUCUGCCAGAGACGGGAAGCUGCACAGGAUGGAUCCGACCCGGAGAAGGAUAUCUUUGUACUGUGGCUGAUUGGUCCGAGCGUGACCCGACCGGUGUACGGGGACUUGACCAUCAGCGAUUCGGAGCGGAUCAACGUGAGAGGUUGUCGGAUGCAGGUUCGGGACUUUAAGGAUUUUUUGCUACCGAAGACAUUUCUGAGCAAGGGGUUGGACUAUUUGAUGGUGAACCGUGGUGGAAUGAAUCUGCUGACCCGGAAUGGUAAACAGGCGUUGGAGAUGGAGGUUUUCGUGGCGGAAUGA
Molecule: messenger RNA, 702 nt
Organism: Ochlerotatus camptorhynchus
Lineage: Eukaryota; Metazoa; Arthropoda; Insecta; Diptera; Culicidae
Exons: 1
Coding region: 1-702 (233 amino acids)
Source: RefSeq, a predicted model, not a curated record